UGUUCUCCUCCAUCCACCACCACCACCAUCUCUAUACCUGCUUAUACCUAAAUUUGCAGCCUUGAGUUAACCGUAAUUCACGCUCCUUUUAUCAAACCCUAAACCUUCUUAUACCAUUCCCCUUCCAUUUUUCUAUCCAUUUCUCUCCCAUUAAUCAAUCUAUCUCCCCAUGAAUGUCUUUUCUUCAGGUUAAUUACGUUCUGUGAAAUUAAAAUCUGGGAUUCAUGGCAAGUGGAACGACAACUCAAGGGAAGGAGAAGAGAUCAGGCACAUCGUCUUUUUCAAAUCCAACCAGAAGUAGCAGACAGUCCAGCUCUGCCUCCAAACCCUCCAUUGAUAAAGAAAAGGAAAAGCCUGAGAAACCCCUCCCCAAUUAUCUCAAGCCUACUAUUAGCUCACGCAAUGAAUCUUUCAAGCUUGUUAAGAAAAAUAACACCCGUGAACAGGAUCAAAAGUUUCUUAGAAGAAGAUCUUUUGACAGCAGGCAGCUUCCCUCCUCUUCUUCUUCACAAAAAGCACCUUCCUCUCCGGCUCGUCGAGAUACCAUAGGGCCAGUGCUUAGUGAGAGGAAAAUUACAGUUCGAUCCACCUCUCAUUCGUCCAGAACAAACUCUUCAGCCUCAAAAAUGGUUUUGGAUAGUGUGAGUACUACUUCAUCGCGAACGACUAAAGGCGCUGCAGUGAAAUCUCAACCACUUCCUUCAGGAAGCGCAAAGAAGAGCGCAACUUCAAGUACUAACCAUAAGAAGGAACAUAAUGUGCCUCCUUCAGUGGAUGAUGCAAGUAGUAGUCAUACAUUGGAAAAUGAAACUAAGGAAGAAGAAAAUGAAUAUGAGGUUCAUGAAAUUGAAGAGGUUGUUAAGGCGGAGACAGAGGUGGAUGUGCAGUCUGAUGUACCAAAACCUGAAACCGUGGAAGACGUUGUUGAUGAUAUACCUCGAGAAACUGAAGUUAGAAACAAUGAUGAGAAGUUUAAAUCUUGUGACAUUUCUACAGUUUCAGAAUCUGAAAAUGUGGUUCAACCUGCAGCACCUUCCCUAAUUGAAGAAACUGUACAUGAAGAAGAGAAAUCAAAUGAAGUGGAUGAUGUUCCUCAACAAGAAACAUCAAAAGAAGAAGUGAGAGAGUUAGAAGAAAGUACUGGCAAUAGUACAACUCUUCCGGAAGAGAACAUUGUUGAGGAAGCUAAAACUGAGGUGGGAGAUCAGAAAGUGGUAGAUGAUAAUGAGAAUAAUAAAACUGAAGAUCAAUUAGAGUCUACAGAAGAUGCUGUUGGAGAUCAAGAGACGGAGGUUGUUGAAGAGAUGGAGCAGCAAGGUGAAGUUGAAGAAAGCGAGCAGGUUAAGGCGAAGGAAGAAAAAGAAAAAGAACAAGAACAAGUAGAGGAGGCAAAUAAAGAUGAUGAGGUUGAAAAAACAAAAACAAAAACAAAAACAAAAACAAAGCAAGAGAAUGCGCCUGCAAAUCUGGUGAUUACAUCAAAGAGGCAAGAUGAGGGACAAGGGAAGAAGGAAUCACCAACUGCAUACAAUGAUGUGAUUGAAGAGACUGCAAGUAGGUUACUUGAGAAGAGGAAGAACAAAGUCAGAGCACUGGUGGGAGCAUUCGAGACUGUCAUAGAUUACGAGUCUGCAUCAACACCAAAAGGAAGUAAUUAACAGUUGGUUUUAAAUAAUAAUAAUAAUAAAAAAUAAAAAUAAAACGUAAAAAUUAUGAAGUUCAUUGUUUGAUAUAGUAUUUGAGUUUCGAAGGUACAGAAAUUUUUUUUUUUAUAUAAAAGAUAAAGUGAAGUGUUGUAAGUAAUUUGUGGUGGACGAUAUAAAGUUAUUGAACAUCUUUGUAAUCAGUCUCUGUUAAAAAUUGUUGUAUAAACUGCAUCAA
Pistacia vera is the source of this 1881-nucleotide messenger RNA. RefSeq names its product eukaryotic translation initiation factor 5B. The coding region runs from base 225 to 1658 and encodes 477 amino acids. NCBI's taxonomy places the organism in Eukaryota, Viridiplantae, Streptophyta, Magnoliopsida, Sapindales, Anacardiaceae. Gene Ontology annotation, molecular function: calmodulin binding. The transcript has 2 exons. The record is from RefSeq and is a predicted model, not a curated record.